Messenger RNA from Mercenaria mercenaria, 5471 nucleotides. RefSeq names its product stabilizer of axonemal microtubules 2-like. NCBI's taxonomy places the organism in Eukaryota, Metazoa, Mollusca, Bivalvia, Venerida, Veneridae. Gene Ontology annotation, biological process: microtubule anchoring. The transcript is spliced from 6 exons. The record is from RefSeq and is a predicted model, not a curated record. Gene Ontology annotation, molecular function: microtubule binding. Gene Ontology annotation, cellular component: axonemal microtubule; ciliary basal body; cytoskeleton. Bases 169 to 1578 code for a protein of 469 amino acids.
UCCGGUAAUACACCUCCAUCUUGGAUAAACAUCUCAACCAAGUGCUUGACAACGCAUGUUUUCUCCUUCAAAACUUGAUUAAAUCUGAAAUUGCUUAUCUGAUUUUGGCCUCAGGUUAAGAUAAACAACCUAAUUGAAUACUGGUCUGAAAUAAUUAUAAUCUGAAGGAUGUCAAAGCGUUGUAUUUGUGAAAUAUGCACUUGCGGGAGGCACAGAUGUCCUCAUGCACCCACCAAUCAUUUGGGACAGGGUGAAGGACCAUGUAAGCUGACAGAGUAUUCACAGGUGUACAAGCCACACCCACUGGCUCCCCGUGAAACGUUCAAACCACAUCAACAACCAAUGCAAGGUGGAGAAUUCAUGGAUAAAACCACACAGAGGGCUGAUUACCAUGCACAUCCUUUGGAGCGUCCAUUUGUACACAAACCUGAUGAGUACGUCCCACCUCAGGGAGAAUUUGCAAACCAGACAUCCUACAAACAAGAAUACGUAGGAAAACAAGGAGCUCCUGCUAGAGCUAUAAGAAAUGAAGGCCAGAGGCAGAUUCCCGCCAAAUUUGAAGGCGAGCCCACAUACAAAACUGACUACAGGAAAUGGGAUGCCGCUGGAAGGCAGCAGCCAUAUGGUAUGCAGGCUGCAUGGGAACCACCACAUACCAAGUUUGAAGGCCAGACAACUUUCCAGAAUGAUUACAGGAGAAAUGAGAUUCCUCCUCGACAUAAUUAUAAGCCCAACGAGGGUGCAAGAUUAUCUGACGCACCAUUUGAAGGAAGAACAAUUCACCAAGAUGCAUACAUUCAGCAUGCUAUUCCACCAAGAUAUAUGAAAGAGAAGGAGCAAUAUCGACCCUCUGGAGUUCAGUUUGAUGGCACUACAACAUUCAAGCGAGAUUAUAAGGGGGCACAAGGAGAGCCAACACACAGUUUCAAGCCUGAAGGUAAAGCAUUCCAGUCAGAUGCUCGAUUUGAGGAUGGUACAACACAGAAAGAUGAUUACAAGAAAUGGCCAAUGGAGAGACCUUACAUUCACCCUCAUGAGCAGUAUGUUAAGCCUGCGGGCGAGAUGGAAAAGAAUACAACGCACAAUGCUACAUACAGACCAAUGCCGCUGCAACGAGUUGCCGCCAUGCGGCCAGUGUCUGCAAAGAAAGCAAGUGCUCCAUUCGAUGGCACAACAAUGUACAACUCUGACUAUAUAAAAAAGUAUGGAGAAAGAGCACAGAUGCCAAGACAGGCAGACUAUGUACCUAAUAAUGCUCCAUUUGAAGGCAAUUCUACAUACAAGGGUCACUACAAACCUCAUGCUCUUCAGCCUAACAGAUCAUUCCGUCCUGAUAACACUGCCUUCCAGAGCGACGCCCGCUUUGAUGACCACACCCUUUACAGACAAGAUUACGUGCCCAAACCAAUACAUGUUUGCGAAGCAGCUGGAAUUGAUCAGCCAACAUCUCGCUUCCAGUUUGCCAGUCUAGAUAGCAGAGGUCAUAGGCAGUACCAGCCGGUGCAGACCAGCAUAAGUCCAUUACAAUCGCGUAGCCCUAUGCAAUCCCAGCAGAGACUAGCAAUGUCUGUUGCGUAAUAACUAUGUCAUGUAGAUAUUUGUCGUUGACAAGGUGUUUAAAAGCUUCAAUGUCUGUCUAAAUACGAAAAUCUUGAUUACUUUAAUGACUGAUCAUGUGUCUGCUGAUUUAUUAGUGCCAAAUAUAAGAAAUUAAUUUAAAAAAAGAAUUACAGCAUAGAAAUUGAUGAGUAUUUUGUGGUGCAAUGAGGAUUUGCAUUUUAACCCCCUUUUUGCUACUAAUUAAUAAUUCCUUUCUCAUUAUAUGGUCAAAUGUUUUGUUAUAACAAAAUAAGAUUAAAGUGAUUGAAAAAUGACCAGAUUUAGGGGGCAUUUUGUUGAGAAAAUCUACAGUCUUAAUCACCUAAAAUGCUGCCUUAAUGCUUACUUCACUGCUGUUAGAAUAUAUACAUGAUGCAAAUAAUGAUCCGUCCAUUUCGACCUUUAAUGGUCAAAUAAGGCAAGUAUGGUUCUAGGUCAGGUGAAUAUUUAUACUUGAUUUAUCAGUUUUUUAUCAUUUUUCAGUAUGUGUCAUUUUGUUAUUUGCAAUUUCUCAUAAAAGGUGUCAUCAAGAUUACAAACUGCGUUUGGAAGCUUGAAUGCAAACUGUCCCCUUUUUUUAAAAACUUUCUCAUCAAUAAAGAUUAUCAGUAUUUGGUAUUUUGAUGUAAUGACUGCUGAUAUUAAUUAACAUAGGCAAAAGUAGAAAUUUUAUUAUUUUCAAAAAGCUAUGAGUAUUAUAAAAAGAUGAGAGCACCAAAAAUUACGCUUAUACAGAUAUGUUUUUAAUUGUUCUGAAACUGCUUUGAAUCAACAAUGUUCUGUGAUUUUUGUUAUUGUAAGAAUAAAUAAUACUGCUGCUUUAAAACUGUUACUAAAAAAAAAGUGCAGUGUCAUUUUUAUGCUGAAUAGUGUUUUUCUCUAUUUCAGCAUGUAUAAUGCAUGUUUCUGCCAUUCACAAUAAAUUUAACUCUUUAAAAAAUGUUUUAUGAUUUGUGACAAAUGGAAGAAUUUGAGAUAGGUAGCUAUUUCAAAGAAACGUGAUUGACAUAGAACAUGUACUAUGAAAUCUAAUUAUUCCUGGUUGAUGUCAUGGUUUCAUAUAAUGGUAAAAUUUAAUCCAAAGAAACAGAUAAUAUAAAAUUUUCAUUUUUUAUCUUUGACUUUUGAAAACCAUGAAUUCAUAUAUAGCAGGUUGUGGAAAUUGCAAAAUUUUAUGCUCACAAAUUCAAAUGGUCAUACAGUAUGUAAAGUUAUGAUGUUGUUCCUUUUUUUGACCGAUUUUCUUUUUAUGCAGAUUUCUUUCAUACUAAGCAGUAUUGAGAUUUAUCAGGAAAUAUGCCUAAAAAUACCUUAAAGUAAUUUACCAAACCAAAUUGUCAGUAUUACAUGUUGCACAUCGAUCAAGAUGACCAAAUCUAAUAUACUGGUACUUUUAAUGGUACUUCACAAUGUUUUAGAAUUAAAAAAAAAAAGACAAUUUAGUGAAUUUUUUCUUGCUAUUAACUAUUCAAAAAGCACCUUAAUGCCAUUAUUUUCUGUGGUUAGUUUUAAUAAAAAGCAGGGGGAAAUCUAAUUAGAUAUCCUCUGUGCUCAAACACCUCAAAAUGAAUAUACAUUUACACUUAGUUCAUUUCAUUUCAUAGGUAUCAAUAUAUACCAAUUGACUAAAGAUUCAUAGAUUUUGACAAGAUUUUAUUUCUGUUCUGACGUUAAUAAUGUAUAGUGCACUAGGAUACGUAGAAUUAGAUUUUUCUGUCUUCUGUAGCGUAAUAAUCGGCAUAUUUUGCAAAAGAAUUUUAUUUAUACAGAUGUUAACUUUAUUAUAUGUUUUCAUGAUUUUUACCUGUUUAUUUUUUUGUGCUGCUAUUUUUACACAAAUCUGUGACUCGUUUUAAGCCGAGACUGUGAUAUUUAUUUGUAAAAUCACACUUGUUGUGUAUAUGUGUUAAAGCGCCUUAAAUGUGAAAGAAAAAUGGCUUUAAUUUCUGCACUUAUACUUUGUAUGUUAAUUGUCAUAAACCCAUUUUAGGUCCAUCAUUUUAAUGUUUCAUUGUACGCAUUUUUGAAUUUUCGUAAAACGUUGCAUAAUGAGCCAUUGUAAAAGCAUGGACUUAGAUGUAACAAAGAAUUUUCCUGCAUUUUUAGACUGACCUUUACAGAUAAAUCAUGACAGAUCGAGAUAGCAUGGUCAUUUGUAGGAAAAUACAUUUAUUUCUAGUUUAUAACUCUGUAAAAUUACAGGACUGUUCUCCACCGAAUUUUAAGCCUCAUUCUGAAUUCACAUUGAUAAUGAGCUGUAAGUCAUUACUGUGUGAGACCCUUCCAGGAUAUAUACCGGAGACAGAAUAUAUUAAUCAAAAGAUGUUUGAUUGAUAAAACUCUUUUGGCCUUAAUUGCGUAUUCUAAUAUGCUUGUUUCUGUUAAAACACGCUUACGCUUAAAUGACACGUUAACAUGCGAUGACAUCAAUCUUUUUGUUGCGAGCAAGAAAGAGCGCUACUAUAUUUUUUCUACUGUUUUAGAUAAAGGGCAUAUUAGAAUCGAAAUAAUGUAUAGAAAAAUCGUGUUUUGCUUAAAUUAAUACACUCAAAAUCGGUAAUACGUCGGCAGAAUAAUUCACUCGAACUACGCCCUCCUGAAAUUAUUCCGCGAACAUAUAAUCUCUUGUCAUGUAUUGAUAACGUUAAAACACGGUUUUUCUAUACACUAUUUCUUAAAUGAAUUCAUUCAUUUCUAUCAGCAGAGAGCAGUAUUGAUGUUUAGUCUACUUUGGAAUAAGACCAUUAUUAUAGACCAAUAAGAGUAAUGAUUGAUUGGUAAAUUAAGACAGCUUUAAGAUUCUAUUUUACAAGCCUUUACAGAUACUAGAUGAUGUUCUUUAAAUAAAAAUUCAGUUAAAAAAAGAAUCACAGCUAAAACACAUCUUAAUUUUGGCAAGGCUCAAAAGAGCAACAUUUCUUUUCAGGUUUUAAAACUAGAAAAGAGUUAUGUCUCUUUCAUUUUGCUUUGCUCAUCAUUCAGUCAUGUUAUUACCUAUAUAUUGUAGUGUAUUUAAUUGCUUUCAGGAAUUCUAAUGAUAUUGCCUUUUAUAGUGCUUAUUUUAUAUGUUUUCAUUUUAGAAUAAAAAAAAGCCAUUCUGCACUGUCAUAUUAUUAUGUUCACCAGGAGAUAAUGUACUUGGCAGCAGAGAUAGUAAACGAUUGCAUAAGAUUUGUAAAUUGAUUCGAUUUUUUUUUAUGAAAGUGAGUUUAUAUCUUUGUGCCAUUAAUUGUUAUUUACACUCUAAAAGAAUAUGAAUACUAAAUUUUCAUUUUAAUUGCCUAUUCGUUAAGAAAAUGUUUAAUUAAUGAAAGUUUUAAAAGUUAACAAAAAUUUAAAUGCAUUUGUCCUUGAUUCUAUUUUUAACCCUUAUCAUGCUGGACAUGAUUGAUUCUGCCUUUGCGACCAUUGUAGUCUGCACUGUUUGCUAUUCAGUCAGUAUUGUUUGGGUAAACACCCCUUUUCACAGUUAAUGGUACUGUCCAAAUUGAAGGAUGGACAAGUUCAUUAUAGAAAUUUAGCAAGGUAAGGGUUAAUGUAUAAUGAUAUCAAGACAAAAUCUGUAUACUGGUGUAGUUUGUAUUAUCAUAUACAUUGAGGAUUUUUAGCAAAUACAUCUGAAAAACCACGCUUAGCAUGUUUAGAUUUUUAAAGUAGAUUAACUAAAAAAGUUAAAUUUCCAUUAAUUUUUGUUAUUACAACUGCUGUUGGUUAAACUGGAAUGAGAGAAUUCGGAGUAAGUUACUCUGAGUUUGUUUUGCAUUAAUAUGUAUAUAUAAUUCAUAUUGUAGAAAUUUCAUGUUGAAAUUGUCUUUUCCUGGUUUUUCUGUAAAAAUCAGGUUUAUGUAGAAAUAAAAAGAGUAUCUAUCUAA